AGUUUCCCACAUCUACGAAUUUAAGCGUGAAGAGCGAACUGAUCAACUCUCAACAUGACGAAGACAGAAAGCGUCAAAAGAUUAAAGCCCGUGAUAGAGAAGAAGAGAAGAGACCGAAUCAACCAUAACCUAGAUGCGUUAAGAGAUCUGCUUUUCAAGAACACUGCAGACACGCGUUUACAAAAUCGCAAACUGGAAAAAGCUGAGAUUUUAGACCUUGCAGUUCAGUACAUCAAAAAGACCACAAGAAAAACGGAGACAAAUGUGACUUGCACUCAGAAGCAGUCUGUUUCUACGGGCCCCAUCUGUGACUUCUAUGAACCAGAUUUCAACGGGAGGUUUAAAUCAUCCGAGCAGAAGGAGGUUCUUCUGAAACUGGGGGUCAACCAUAAUAACCUAACGGGUGCUACCAAAGCAGGAAAUGAACCAGUGGUGCAGACGGGCUUCCCUCUAUCACCAUCAGGCCAGAACUACCAGCAGGAUCUUCUCUUACACCCUGAAUCAUCUUUGGAUGGCUCCAAACUUUUGCAUCAGUUGACUUCUCCCCCCAGUUCAUUAUUAUCAUCAUCAUCAUCACCACAAUGUAGCUCCCCGCCAUCAUCUCCCACUUUUACCAGUUUAUUCUCCCCUCCCAGUAACUCCCCUCCAUAUCUAUUCAUUCCUUGUCCUCUACCUGCUCCUUCUGAUUCACAGUCACCUCUUUUAACACCACUUUCACUCCAUAGGCCUGUUACUGUGCUUCAGUCUGUUCUGCCAAACAUGUCUAGAGAUUUUACCCCACCGCAAUCUCCUGUACUGGCUCUUAGACAAGAACCUUUUUCUCUUCCAACCCAGUCCAUAUGGAGAUCAUGGAGCUGAACUCUUACAUUGGUGUGUUUUUCUAUUUUACUUAGGGACUGCUCCAGUGGAGAAAUGACCUCCCAGAAAGUCCUAACGUGACAUAUGGUGUGGCAUGAGCAUAGGGUUAUCACUUGUGUUUCCUCCAGUUACUAUUACUUUUGUCAUGUUUUCGAUGACAUAUACUUUUCACUUGACUAUUUAUUGUUUUUGACCGAUGUUUGUCUUCACCUGUAGCAAUGAAA
This is a messenger RNA of Carassius auratus (goldfish), 1082 nucleotides long. Its product is annotated as transcription factor HES-7-like. Gene Ontology annotation, molecular function: protein dimerization activity. The record is from RefSeq and is a predicted model, not a curated record. The transcript is spliced from 4 exons. The coding region runs from base 55 to 858 and encodes 267 amino acids. Lineage: Eukaryota; Metazoa; Chordata; Actinopteri; Cypriniformes; Cyprinidae.